Messenger RNA from Dendroctonus ponderosae (mountain pine beetle), 2145 nucleotides. It is a transcript of the gene Vha55, whose product is annotated as V-type proton ATPase subunit B. Gene Ontology annotation, molecular function: ATP binding; proton-transporting ATPase activity, rotational mechanism. The record is from RefSeq and is a predicted model, not a curated record. Lineage: Eukaryota; Metazoa; Arthropoda; Insecta; Coleoptera; Curculionidae. Gene Ontology annotation, biological process: ATP metabolic process; proton transmembrane transport. Bases 171 to 1649 code for a protein of 492 amino acids. Gene Ontology annotation, cellular component: proton-transporting V-type ATPase, V1 domain. The transcript has 7 exons.
AUUGAUUUAGCAUCACAUGAUAAACGUCAGUUGCGUGUCACAUGAGACAAAACUUGACGUCUUGAUUGUGUGAUCUUUCCUGUUUUGUACUAGUUGGUUUUUGCUUCUCACAAACUCCAAGUCGACGUUUGUGAGACUUUCUGUGGAAUUUAGCAGUGGAAAAUCUGAAAAUGUCUUUAUCUGCAAGACAGGCCAGCCGGGAACACGUUCUAGCUGUUUCCCGAGACUUUGUGUCCCAACCAAGAUUGACCUAUAAAACAGUUUCUGGAGUCAACGGACCGCUGGUCAUCUUGGAGGAUGUCAAGUUCCCGAAAUUCAACGAAAUCGUCGAACUUAAACUGGCUGAUGGAAGCGCCAGGUCUGGACAAGUCCUGGAAGUCAGUGGAUCCAAAGCUGUGGUCCAAGUGUUCGAGGGAACAUCAGGAAUUGAUGCCAAACACACCCUCUGCGAGUUCACGGGGGAUAUUUUGAGAACCCCUGUAUCUGAAGACAUGUUAGGGCGUGUGUUCAAUGGAUCUGGCAAACCCAUCGACAAGGGACCUCCAAUUUUGGCGGAAGAUUACUUGGACAUCCAAGGUCAGCCCAUCAACCCCUGGUCGCGUAUCUACCCAGAAGAAAUGAUCCAAACUGGUAUCUCCGCCAUUGAUGUGAUGAACUCUAUUGCUCGUGGCCAGAAGAUCCCCAUUUUCUCGGCUGCUGGUCUGCCGCACAAUGAAAUCGCCGCCCAAAUCUGUAGACAAGCCGGUCUUGUUAAGGUGCCCGGAAAAUCCGUGAUGGAUGAUCAUGAAGAUAAUUUCGCCAUUGUUUUCGCUGCUAUGGGUGUGAACAUGGAAACCGCUAGAUUCUUCAAGCAAGAUUUCGAAGAAAACGGCUCCAUGGAGAACGUGUGCCUGUUCUUGAACUUGGCUAAUGACCCGACCAUUGAAAGAAUCAUCACGCCUCGUCUGGCUUUGACUGCGGCCGAAUUCUUGGCCUAUCAAUGCGAAAAACACGUCCUGGUCAUCUUGACUGACAUGUCUUCAUAUGCUGAAGCCUUGCGUGAGGUAUCAGCUGCUAGAGAAGAAGUGCCCGGUCGUCGUGGUUUUCCCGGUUACAUGUACACCGAUUUGGCCACUAUUUAUGAGCGUGCUGGGCGUGUUGAGGGCAGGAACGGCUCCAUUACUCAAAUCCCCAUCUUGACUAUGCCUAACGAUGAUAUUACGCAUCCAAUCCCCGAUUUGACUGGAUACAUUACUGAAGGUCAAAUCUACGUCGACAGGCAGCUGCACAACAGGCAGAUUUAUCCUCCAAUCAACGUGCUGCCAUCGUUGUCACGUUUGAUGAAGUCCGCUAUUGGUGAGGACAUGACCAGGAAGGAUCAUUCUGAUGUUUCCAACCAGUUGUAUGCUUGCUACGCUAUUGGAAAGGACGUCCAAGCCAUGAAAGCUGUUGUGGGUGAAGAAGCUUUGACUCCCGAUGAUCUUCUCUACCUCGAGUUCCUGACCAAGUUCGAAAAGAACUUCAUCUCACAAGGAAACUAUGAAAACAGGACGGUGUUCGAGUCGUUGGACAUUGGCUGGCAAUUGCUGCGUAUCUUCCCCAAGGAGAUGUUGAAACGUAUCCCAGCAGCCACUCUUGCGGAAUUCUAUCCCAGAGAUUCGCGUCAUUAAAUCCACUCUUGAUUGGUGCACUAUGUGUCUUAGUUUAUGCUGAGGCUUAAAGUCUCUUGUAUUGAAGUAAGUUAAAUGAAAUAAUUCGCCUCCCUUUCAUUGAUUUAAUUGCGUUCUUCUGUGCAAUUCCUACUACUGAGUCUUGUUGUAUUAUAGUUUUUGUUGGUUUGAUUUUAUCCAGAAUUCACUUAGUUGCAUCUGUACAAAUUUGUAUUAUAGCAUAUCAAUUCUGAAAAAAUCGUACUCAUUGUUCAAUCAGCUUAAUGACUCGGCGGCAAAAAUACGUUUUUCUUUUGGAAACAUUCCACUAAGUUAAAUUUCCUUGUUUGAACAAUAAUAGGUCAGGAAUAAAGAUUUCAGUAUUCUUAUUGUAGAAAAGUGAACUUUUCCGUAAAGUUUCCAUAUAUAUACCCCCAGCCUAUUGUUGAUUAUUUAAUGUUGUUAAUAUGGUAGAUGUGUAAAAAUGAUAUUGUGAAUAAAACAGUUCAUAAAAGUU